Molecule: messenger RNA, 3938 nt
Organism: Elaeis guineensis (African oil palm)
Lineage: Eukaryota; Viridiplantae; Streptophyta; Magnoliopsida; Arecales; Arecaceae
Source: RefSeq, a predicted model, not a curated record
AAAGGCCCCGUGCCCCAAAAGCCUCUGGUUUUUGCUUUUGCUUUUCAAACGCCCUCUUCUUUGCACUAUUGUUUUGGCCCCAUGCUUUGCUUUCCCACGGGCAUUGCUGCCCUAAGAAGGAAGGUAUGUGAGGAUUUUAACACCAAGCGAACCCAUCUAAGCCCCCCAUUCAAAUUGACCUACCUCUCCUUGUCCUAUACCCUCCCCAGCAAGAGGCUUUCUUGCAGUUCCCCCUUCUAAAGAAGGCACCACAUGUAACUCAACAUGGUCGGUUCUCUGCAAACAAACUCCAGUUUAAUUUGUCCAUGACCGACUUGGUUAAGGCACCGCCACCCAUCCAUCAUGAUCACAUCUUUAUUCCCUCCACUUUCUCCUUUUAAAAAUAGCUUCAAGCUCUUCCCUCUUUGGACCCUUCAGUCCCUUGUCCACAAAGACGUAGCUUCUCCAUGAAUGAAGUCCUCUUCCUUCCCCCUUCAAGGCAGAGGCUGCCAUCUUGAGUCCCUGAAAGAAAGAAAGGAGAAGACAAUCCGAGACUACUUUGCGUCACGAUUGGGCUUGAGGUUACUUGCAAGGUGGCCAAAAAUUUCGGCUUCCUUGCCGGCAAGGGAAGCCGAGAAUAUUGGGUGAGGGAGGAGGAUCAUGAAGCUGGUGGUAGAGGUGGUGGACGCCCAUGAUCUUAUGCCCAAGGACGGCGAGGGGUCGGCAAGCGCAUUCGUUGAGGUGGACUUCGGCAACCAGCUCACCCGAACCAGAACCAUCCCCAAGGAUCUCAACCCUGUGUGGAACCAGAGGCUCUCCUUCUACCUCGACGAUCCUGAAAGCCUCUCGAAACAGAGCAUCGAGGUCUCCAUCUACAACGACCGGAAGACUUUCCCCGGUCGCAACUUCCUCGGAAAGGUAAGAAUCCACGGCUCAAAUAUUGUUAGGAAAGGAGAGGAAAUCCUCCAGAGAUUCCCACUAGAGAAGAAGUGGUUCUUCUCCUCGGUCAAAGGCGACAUCGCCUUGAAGCUCUACAUCUCUCCAGACCCCAAAACUCCUCCACCACUUCCAUCUCCCCCUCCUUCCAUCGAUAUUAAUCCUCCUUCCAUUGAUACAAGUGAAAGCACCGAAACCGCCCCUUCUACUACUAAAACUCCUACCUCUUCUCCUGCUGAAGAGGAAGCGGAGCUAAUCAAAGAGCCAAUUGAAGUAAAACUAGAGACCAUCCACCACAUCAACAAGCAUCAGGUCUCGCCACAGCCGGGGAAAUCCAUCGAGCAGCAGAGCCCAGCAGCGGUGCCAGUGCCCAUCAUGACCUUCCAGCAGGUCCAGCAUGGGCAGGCCCAGGGGAGCCGGGCAGAGGAGUACAAGCUCAAAGACACCAGCCCCCAGCUCGGCGAGCGUUGGCCUGCGGGGGCCCACGGGAAGGGCGGCGCCUGGAUUGGCGACAAGUUCACGAGCACCUACGACCUCGUCGAGCAGAUGUACUACCUCUACGUGCGCGUCGUCAAGGCCAAGGACCUCCCCACCAACGCCAUCACCGGAAGCUGCGACCCCUACGCGGAGGUGAAGCUCGGCAACUACCGGGGCACCACCAAACACUUCGAGAAGAGGACCAAUCCUGAAUGGAACCAGGUGUUCGCUUUCUCCAAGGAGCGAAUCCAAUCGACCAUUCUCGAAGUAUUUGUCAAGGAUAGGGAGAUGGUGGCGAGGGACGACUACGUCGGCAAGGUGGUGUUUGAUCUGAACGAAGUGCCAACGAGAGUCCCGCCGGACAGUCCCUUAGCCCCGCAAUGGUAUCGGCUGGAGGACCGCCGGGAGGAAGUCAAGGUGAGGGGGGAGAUCAUGCUCGCUGUAUGGAUGGGGACGCAGGCCGAUGAGGCCUUCCCGGAGGCGUGGCACGCCGACGCUGCCUCCGUCCAAGGCGAGGGAGUGUUCAACAUCCGGUGCAAGGUCUACGUCUCUCCAAAGCUCUGGUACCUCAGAGUAAAUGUCAUCGAAGCUCAGGACGUGCAACCCAACGAGAGAGGCCGGUAUCCGGAUGCCUUCGUCAAGGCCCAAGUCGGCAACCAGGUGCUCAAGACUCGAGUCAGCAGCACACGAAGCUUGAAUCCCAUGUGGAAUGAGGACCUGGUGUUCGUCGCGGCGGAGCCCUUCGAGGAGCACCUCGUGCUCACCGUCGAGGACCGGGUGCAUGCGACCAAGGACGAAUUGCUCGGGAGGAUCGCCUUGCCACUGACCCUGUUCGAGAAGCGGCUGGACCACCGGCCGGUGCACUCGCGGUGGUUCAAUCUGGAGAGGUUCGGCUUCGGCCCGCUCAGCGAGGAGCUCAGGUUCUCGACCCGGGUCCAUCUCCGCGUCUGCCUCGAGGGAGCCUACCAUGUCAUGGACGAGUCCACCAUGUACAUCAGCGACACCCGCCCCACCGCCCGCCAGCUCUGGAAGCAGCCCAUCGGAAUCCUGGAAGUCGGCAUUCUCAGCGCCCAGGGUCUGGCUCCCAUGAAGACGAAAGACGGCAGGGGCACCACCGACGCCUAUUGCGUUGCGAAAUAUGGCCAGAAAUGGGUUCGAACUCGAACGAUCAUCGACUCUUUCAGUCCCAAAUGGAACGAGCAGUACACAUGGGAGGUCUACGACCCCUGCACCGUGAUCACGCUUGGGGUGUUCGACAACUGUCAUCUCGGUGGCAACGACAAGCCUGCCGGAGGUGGCCCGGGCAAAGACACGAAAGUUGGCAAGGUGAGGAUUCGGCUAUCGACGCUCGAGAUGGAUAGGAUAUACACACACGCGUACCCGCUUAUCGUUCUCCAGCCGACGGGGGUGAAGAAGAUGGGGGAGCUGCAGCUGGCGGUGCGGUUCACGUGCCUGUCCCUCGCCAACAUAAUCUACCUCUACGGCCACCCUCUGCUGCCCAAGAUGCAUUAUAUCCAUCCAUUCACUGUGAGCCAGGUCGACAACCUGCGGUACCAAGCGAUGAGCAUCGUGGCGGCGAGGCUCGGAAGGGCGGAGCCGCCGCUGCGGAAGGAGGUGGUGGAGUACAUGCUGGACGCGGACUCCCACAUGUGGAGCAUGAGGAGGAGCAAGGCCAACUUCUUCCGGAUCAUGUCGCUGCUGUCGGGGUCCAUUGCUAUGUGCCGGUGGUUCGACGAUGUUUGCCACUGGAAGAAUCCGAUCACGACCAUACUGGUUCAUGUCUUGUUCGUGACACUGAUCUGCUGUUAUCCCGAGCUGAUCCUGCCGACGAUGUUUCUGUACAUGUUUAUGAUUGGGUUGUGGAAUUAUAGGUUCAGGCCGAGGCAUCCGCCGCACAUGGACACGAAGCUUUCGUGGGCGGAGGCCACACACCCGGACGAGCUCGACGAAGAGUUCGAUACAUUUCCCACGACGAAGCCGCAUGAUUUGGUCCGGAUGAGGUAUGACAGGCUUCGGAGCAUGGCGGGGAGGAUCCAGACGGUGGUGGGGGACAUGGCGACGCAGGGGGAGAGGUUUCAGUCUCUACUGAGUUGGAGGGAUCCAAGGGCGACGUGCCUGUUUGUGAUGUUCUGCCUCAUUGCGGCUGUGGUGUUGUAUGUGACCCCAUUCAGGGUGAUAGCACUGGUGGCAGGGCUGUAUAUACUGCGCCACCCCCGGUUCAGGAGCAAGCUGCCCUCGGUGCCGAGUAAUUUCUUCAAGAGACUGCCGUCCCGGAUAGAUAGCAUGCUCUGAAAGGAUGUUAGCUGCCAUCGUGGAACCUGUUUAGGGGGAAGAUCUGGCCUUUCAAAUUUGUUAUAAUUUUGGUAUUUGUUGAACUAUACUGGGUUUUUUUUUUCUUUUUGCCUUUUUUUUUACAUGUUUAAGUGGUGUAAUGAUUUCAAAAUUCAGCUCUCUUGUUUCUAUUUUGGAUGGUGAGUUGAGUCUAGAGUAUAUUACUAUAAGUCCGGUGAUGUAAUAAUGUGAAUGUGACAUUUUGCUUUUUCAUA